Messenger RNA from Coregonus clupeaformis (lake whitefish), 2491 nucleotides. Its product is annotated as E3 ubiquitin-protein ligase TRIM9-like. The coding region runs from base 96 to 2159 and encodes 687 amino acids. Gene Ontology annotation, molecular function: zinc ion binding; protein binding. The transcript is spliced from 10 exons. Lineage: Eukaryota; Metazoa; Chordata; Actinopteri; Salmoniformes; Salmonidae. The record is from RefSeq and is a predicted model, not a curated record.
ACCAGUCAAGGGAGCUGUCGGUAUCAAAUAGUGCUGCUCUGUUUUCAUUGAUCGCUGCUCUUGUGUACUGUGUGAGGAGCGUUUUUAUAGAAGACAUGAUGGAUGAAGAAUUAAAAUGCCCCGUUUGCGGCUCUCUUUUCAAGGAUCCUAUUCUUUUACCUUGCUCGCACAAUGUGUGUUUGGCGUGCGCCCGAAAUAUCAUUGUACAGACCCCAGAAGGCGAAACACCUCCGCAUAGCCGUGCCUCCGGGAACUCAGACUACGAUUAUUUGGAUAUGGACAAAAUGAGCAUGUAUAGUGAAACGGACAGCGGCUAUGGAUCAUACACGCCGUGCAUCAAGUCUCCAAAUGGGGUAAGGGUGUUUCCUCCGACUCUGGUGCACCGCCACUGCUCCAUAACUUGUCCUCUCUGUCACCGUAGUGUCUCUCUGGAUGAGCGGGGAUUGAGGGGCUUCCCACGUAACCGGCUACUGGAGGCGAUCGUGUCUCGUUAUCAACAGAGCCGCUCUGCCAACGUGAAAUGUCAGCUGUGUGACCGCAACCCUGUCGAUGCCACUGUGAUGUGCGAACAGUGCGACGUGUUUUACUGCACACCUUGCCAGCAGCGAUGCCACCCUUCCCGUGGACCGCUGGCCAAACAUCGAUUAGUGCCACCGACCCAAUCGCCCGCGGCUGGAGGCCAGCAGAUGCCCGCCGGCACCAUACGCAAACAGGGAACAUGUGCAGACCAUGACAUGGAGAACUUUAGCAUGUACUGUGUCAACUGCAAGACUCCAGUGUGUAUGAAGUGUCUUGAGGGUGGCAAUCACGGGAGUCAUGAUGUAAAACCUUUAGCUGCCAUGUGGAAACAGCACAAGUGUCAACUCUCCCAAGCUUUGAAUGGUGUGUCGGAUAAAGCCAAGGAUGCCAAGGAAUUCCUGAUGCAGUUGAAGAACAUGCUUCAGCAGAUACAGGAGAACGGGGUGGAGUUCGAGGCCUGCUUGGUGGCUCAGUGUGAUGCCCUGAUCGAGGCUCUGACGCGGCAGAAAGCCAAGCUCCUCACCAAGGUCACCAAGGAGAGGGAGUACAAGCUCAAGGUGGUGCGUGACCAGAUCACUCACUGCACUAUUAAGCUGCGUCAGACCACGGGCAUGAUGGAGUACUGUCUGGAGGUGAUCAAAGAGAACGACCCCAGUGGCUUCCUGCAGAUCUCAGAUGCGCUGAUCAAACGUGUGACGUCGUCUCAGGACCAGUGGGUCAAAGGGGCUCUGGAGCCCAAGGUGGGCCCUGAGUUUGACCUGACCCUGAACACCGACCCCCUGCUGCAGAACAUACUACAGCUGGACUUUGUCCAGAGCAAAGUGGAGUCUGCCACGGUGCCCCCGGCCCCCCUGCUGCAGCUGGAGAAGUGCUGCACCCGCAACAACAGUUCCACCCUGGCCUGGAGGGUCACUGUGCCACCUAGUAAUCCCAUCGAAGGCUACAUCCUGGAGCUGGACGACGGCAACGGAGGGCAAUACAGGGAGGUGUAUGUAGGGAAGGAGACCGUGUGCACCGUGGACGGCCUCCACUUCAACAGCUCCUACAAUGCCAGAGUCAAGGCCUACAACUCCACCGGGGUGGGGCCCUAUAGCAAGACUGUGGUGCUGAAGACAUCUGAUGUGGCCUGGUUCACCUUCGACCCCACCUCGGCUCACAGGGACAUCGUGUUGACCAAUGAGAACCAGACGGUGAGCUGCAACAGCUAUGAUGACCGUGUGGUCCUGGGGACAGCCGCCUUCUCAAAGGGGGUCCAUUACUGGGAGCUCAGGGUGGAUCGCUAUGACAACCACCCAGACCCGGCGUUCGGGGUGGCGAGGAUCAACACGAUGAAGGACAUGAUGCUGGGGAAGGAUGAUAAGGCCUGGGCCAUGUACGUGGACAACAACCGCAGCUGGUUCAUGCACAACAACUCCCACACCAACAGGGCCGAGGGGGGCAUCUCCAAGGGUGCCACUGUGGGCAUCCUGCUGGACCUGAACAAGCACACUCUAACGUUCUUCAUCAACAAAGAGCAGCAUGGCCCUGUGGCCUUCGAGAACCUGGAGGGAGUCUUCAUGCCUGCCGUCAGCAUCAACAGGAAUGUCCAGGUCACCCUACUAACAGGAAUGGAGGUGCCAAAGAAUAUUAAGCAGCAGUAACCUCCCAAGGUGUCUAGGCACAGUCCCACCAAUGUCAACAUGGAGUCCUCCUGCUCCAUCCCCCUCCCUUAGUACUACUGUAUAUUUUAUGCUGUUCAAUGCCUAUGAUCAAAUAUCACCCUUAUAUACAAGGGACUUUUGUACAUAAAUUAUUAUAUUGUUUUUCCAAGUCUUAAUUUCAUCUCAAUCCGUACAAUCAGAUUCUGUGUUUACAGUCAAAAUGCCACAGGGUGCUUUAAUUAAGUGCAUCUCUGUAAGGAUUGGUGUGAGGUGUGACCCAGAUGCGGUGCAGGAUAGACAGUAGGCAGGGAUGGUGAAACAAGGAUCUUUAC